AUGCUGGAGACAGAAUCGUGCCCUUCCCGGGUUUUGUCGCCUUUCCGCGAGGAAAGUGGUGACGAAGAACUGUCCGUUCUUCCGAGGCAUACAAAGGUUGUUGUUACUGGUAAUAACAGAACAAAGAGUGUUUUGGUUGGUCUACAGGGGGUUGUGAAAAAGGCUGUUGGGCUUGGUGGUUGGCAUUGGCUGGUUUUGAAGAACGGUGUUGAAGUUAAGCUCCAGAGAAAUGCUUUAAGCGUUUUAGAACCUCCUACUGGAAACGAACAAGAUUUCGAUUACGAUUUUGAUGAUUCAAGCAGUGGGUCUGAUAUUGGUGAGAAAGACCUAAAGGAACAUAAUCCAUUCUCAUCUGGCUUCCACUUCACCAAGAUUAGCAAGCCUAGAGUUAGGUAUAGUAGGCCGUGGUCCCCACCCGUGUCUACAAAGUCAAUUAACCGAACUAGCUGCAGAGAGUUUCAGCUCAAAUGUCGUGCUAACCAAUCGAGAGUGAAUUUUGCAAAGCUUGGAAGUGAAUCACUUCGGAGAUAUUUGCGAAGCUUUCAACUUGCACAUAUGAAUCCUAACCCGACAAAGGAACAACUGGUUAAUGCUAUCCAGCAGCAUUUCUCUUUACAGCAGCAAGUGGAUGAGGUACAGGUGAUAGUGGAAUUCAUCCGCUCGGCCAAGAGAUUGCAAUCAGCUUGCUCGAAGAGAAUGGCGUGA
Molecule: messenger RNA, 705 nt
Organism: Striga hermonthica
Lineage: Eukaryota; Viridiplantae; Streptophyta; Magnoliopsida; Lamiales; Orobanchaceae
Source: the annotation of a GenBank genome assembly